Ostreobium quekettii is the source of this 705-nucleotide messenger RNA. Lineage: Eukaryota; Viridiplantae; Chlorophyta; Ulvophyceae; Bryopsidales; Ostreobiaceae. The record is from the annotation of a GenBank genome assembly.
AUGUUGACGAACGACUACUUGAAAUGCCCCAUUCUAGAGGCGUAUGUUCCCGUUGUGUGGCAGCCUGGCACAAGGGAUUUAUGUAGGCCAACAGUUGUGAAGGGUGGGGGGUGGGGGGUGGGGGGUGGGGUGAGAGUGGUGGAGUUGGACGCAUUGUGCCAAUCAUCAGCUGUUUGUGUGAAUGCCAAUAGCUUUGGGGCCAGUGGCAAACCACGAAGACACAUGUGUGUUGGCCAUCUGUGUCCAAUGGCUUUCCUGACAAGCCUGAGCACAGGGUUGGAGAAUAACGCAUGUUAUGCCCCAAUAUGUACAAGGCACAUCGGUGCACUACCAACGUAUGCCAUCUGCAGGCGAGAACCUGCUCUUAAAGCUCUGUAUCGUACAAUGUCAUCACAACAUGCCCCUUUUGGGGUUGGGUGGGGGGUGCGCCGAGGGCAUGGUCAGCACCUUGCCAAAUUGCCUAUGCUAAGAAAAUACAACAUCAUCGUCCGGCCGCUUGCAGCAGUCUUCUUGCAGUGCCACCUGAAGCUGUUCAGAGGUGAACGUGUCGUCUGGUCGAAUGGCAAGAGCUUUGUGAUAAUGCUCUAUUGCCAACUGAAUGUUGAAACGGAGGUGGUGAGUGUAGCCCAAGGCCGCCAGCGUACUAGCCCGGUUGGGGCACAGGCUCAGGGCCAGCUCGUAUUGGCGCACGGCAUCCACGUAUAG